UUGACAGAGUCUAUGUGUAUAUUUAAUUUGAAACUGGAUUUUAAAAAGCGUCACACAAUUUAAAAGUAUUGUACUCUGUAAAAAAGGGAUUACUUAAUAAUAUUUAUAUAUUGUUAAUUAAAUAUGGAUGAUCAUUCAUUACCAUCGGUGGAAAUUUUGAAGUGUGCUUUACCAAAACUUCAAAAACCUAUAUUGUUUCGGAAUAUGCUACGAAAUUCCGAUGAUUUAUAUGAAUGGAAAUUGCUCAAUUGGAGUUUUUCAGAUCUCGUUGAAAAAUUUGGAGACAAACAAUUACCGUUUCGAGUUGGCGUUUAUAAUAAGUGUACGCAUCAUCGUCGGCGCAUAAGUUCUCCUACAAAACUUUGUAAAUUGACACUGCGAGAGUUUUUUAUAGCAACAGGUGAUACAACAAAAGAAGGAUAUGAUAAGUGGCUUUAUUGUGACUACAAACAUAUAAAGGAGUUUAGUGAUAAACCAGAAAUUAUUGAGGCUUUUAAUUGGCUCAAAUUCGGUAUUGAUGAAGAAUUUGGAAAAAAUGGAUUGUACUCUACUAUUUGGAUUGGAAGCAAAGGUGCUCAUACCGAUUGUCAUUGGGAUACUUAUGGAUACAACUUGGUAGCACAAAUACAUGGCAGGAAGCUAUGGUUACUUUAUCCACCAAGUGAUUCUUUGCUACCAGUUAGACUUCCUUAUGAGGAAUCAACUGUAUAUAGUAAAAUUGAUUUUUAUUGUUUGAGUAUGGAAGAAAGAGAUCUUUUACUUAAAAUCCCAGAUAAACCAAAAUUAAUAAUUCUUGAACCUGGGGACGUUUUGUUUGUGCCUAAUGGCUGGUGGCAUUAUGUGGAAUCUUUAGAUAAUAUUACUGUGAGUGUUAAUAUAUGGGGAAAAUUAAAAACGGACAAUAGAGCACGAGUCAAGGAAGCUCUUGUUAAAUUAAUAGUAGCCAAGAUGAGAAACUAUAAGCAAUUUAAAAAUAAAAUUGAAUAUGUCGUCACUGAAUGCAUAAAAGAAGAGGAAAAGGAAAAAAAUGAGAAAACAGAAUUACUUCAAGAAACACCUUUAAAAAAAUUUAAACCUACUAUAUGGACAGCAGAAGAUUUAGCUGAACAAUAUCCUAAUUAUAUUGAGUUGUUACAUGAUGCAGAAGAACAUGAAUUUAAAGAAUUCAUUGAGCAAAGACUGAGAAGAAAUAAACAAAAAUAUCUGCUGGACGAAGAAACUGCAUCUGAAGAUGAUGUAUCUAAUCCUCCACAUGACUCAUUUUUAGAAUCUGUUAUUAAUGCCUUAUGUCAUCCAGAUGUUAUUAGUAAAGCAGCACAAGUAUUAUUAGAAAAACAUUAUUGAUAUAAUCAAUUAGUUUUUAAUAAACAUAAAUUUGUACAUAUAGAAACAUACACAUACACAGAUAGUUUUAUAUACUCUUAUCUUUAACAAAAAAUUUCUAAGUUUUAUUUCAGUCUGUUAAUCAAAUAGUUUAAGAUAUAAUGUGCCUCGUAUACCUAGUCUUUCUAUAAUAUAAUUUUAAUAUUUAAAUAUACAUAUUUCUUGAUUAUAUUAGUUUAAUUAUAAAAUAUAUAAAAUUCUCAUAUGUGUGUGUAUCGUACAUAUAUAUCGCAUAUAUAUCGUAUA
Cataglyphis hispanica is the source of this 1629-nucleotide messenger RNA. RefSeq names its product HSPB1-associated protein 1 (gene HSPBAP1). The record is from RefSeq and is a predicted model, not a curated record. Gene Ontology annotation, molecular function: 2-oxoglutarate-dependent dioxygenase activity. The coding region runs from base 124 to 1344 and encodes 406 amino acids. Lineage: Eukaryota; Metazoa; Arthropoda; Insecta; Hymenoptera; Formicidae. The transcript has 4 exons.